Cavia porcellus (domestic guinea pig) is the source of this 592-nucleotide messenger RNA. It is a transcript of the gene Pla2g1b, whose product is annotated as phospholipase A2 group IB. Gene Ontology annotation, biological process: phospholipid metabolic process; fatty acid biosynthetic process; lipid catabolic process. The transcript has 4 exons. NCBI's taxonomy places the organism in Eukaryota, Metazoa, Chordata, Mammalia, Rodentia, Caviidae. The record is from RefSeq and is a predicted model, not a curated record. The coding region runs from base 64 to 504 and encodes 146 amino acids. Gene Ontology annotation, molecular function: calcium ion binding; signaling receptor binding; phospholipid binding.
UGUGGGGCCCCUAACUAUAAGAAAGGAGGCCACUCGGCGGUUCAGCUCAGUUCCUCGCUCAAGAUGAAACUCCUUGUGCUGGCUGCUCUGCUCUCCGUGAGCGCUGCUGCUCACAUCAUCACCCCGCGGGCUCUGUGGCAGUUCCGAGACAUGAUCAAGUGCGCGAUCCCGGGGAGCCGGCCCUACUCCGAGUACAACAACUACGGUUGCUUCUGUGGCCUGGGUGGCUCAGGCACCCCUGUGGACGAGCUGGACAGGUGCUGCGAGAUACACGACGCAUGCUACACCCAGGCCAAGCAUUUGGAGAGCUGCAAAUCUGUCAUCGACAACCCCUACACCAACUCCUACUCCUUCUCGUGCUCUGGCACCAAUAUCAUCUGUAGCAGCAAAAAUAAAGAGUGCGAGGAAUUCAUCUGCAACUGUGACCGUGCAGCUGCCAUUUGCUUCUCCAAGGCUCCAUACAAUGAGAACAACAAGAAUAUAAACAAAAAGGAACGCUGUUAGAAAGCAGUGUCUGAGAAGCUUCCGCCUACCUAGCUAGUGCCCUGCACCUUACCCUGUGCCCUCCAAUAAAGCGACUUGUUGAAGCUGG